CUCUAGCGCCACCGUUUGUGUUCGUGUCCAAUAAGCACGAGCGCAUUCACCGCGGGUAGCUUAGCUUUGAAAGCUAACCAUGGUGAACGUAAAGAAACGGAAAGGUCGGGUCGUCAUUGAUUCCGACUCGGAAGACAGUGCGAGCGAUGACAAUUUGGAUCAGGAGCUGCUGAGUUUGGCCAAGAGGAAGCGUGUGGACUCGGAAGAACUGGAGGAACCCAUCAGCAAACCUGCAGCAUCUACAGACUCCGAGACGUCUGACAGCGAUGAUGAGUGGACUGUCGGAGGCACCAAAGCCAAGAAAAAGGCAAAACCUGGUAAAGGCACAGAAAAGAAGAACCCUGCGAAGAAGAAAGUGAACAAGGCCGCUUCGUCAGGGAGCUCAAAUGGAGACAGCUCAGCUGAGAGCUCCGCCCCCGAGGAGGGCGAGGUGUCCGACUCCGAAAGCAACAGCUCCUCCUCCAGCUCGGAUUCGGACUCGUCCUCGGAGGAUGAAGUGUUCCGGGACGGAUACGGAGACGAUCUGAUGGGAGAUGAGGAGGACCGGGCGCGGUUGGAGCAGAUGACGGAGAAGGAGAGAGAGCAGGAGCUUUUCAACCGUAUCGAGAAGAGAGAGGUUCUUAAACGCAGGUUCGAAAUCAAGCAGAAACUCAAGACCGAAAAGAAGAAAGUCAAAGAGGAAAAGAAGAAGAAGAAGCAAGAGGAGGAGCAGGAGAAGAAAAAGCAGUCUCAGGUUACAGACACUCAGGUGGUGAUGUCCCACAAUAAAGAGAGGCGGUCGAAGAGAGACGAGAAGCUGGACAAGAAGUCGCAGGCCAUGGAGGAGCUGAAAGCCGAGCGAGAGAAGAAGAAGAACAGAACAGCUGAGCUCCUGACCAAACGGCAGCCGCUGAAGGCCAGCGACGUGUACUCCGACGACGAGGAGGAGGAAGAGGAAGACGACGAUAAGUCCUCGGUGAAGAGCGACCGCAGCUCGAGGUUGUCGUCCUCCGAUGAAGAUGAUGAGAAAGAGGCGACGCCCCCCAAGUCUCAGCCCGUGUCGUUGCCGGAGGAACUGAACCGCAUCCGUCUGUCACGGCACAAACUGGAGCGCUGGUGUCACAUGCCCUUCUUCGCGAAAACGGUUACCGGCUGCUUCGUGCGCAUCGGCAUCGGCAACUGCAGCAGUAAACCCGUCUACAGGGUGGCUGAGAUCGUAGAUGUGGUGGAAACGGCGAAGGUAUACCAGCUCGGCUCAACACGAACGAACAAGGGGCUGCAGUUACGACAUGGCAACGACACCCGAGUGUUCCGGCUCGAGUUUGUGUCCAAUCAGGAGUUUACAGAGAGCGAGUUCAUGAAAUGGAAAGAAGCGAUGCACGGUGCAGGGAUGCAAAUUCCGACCCUGGAUGAAAUCGGGAAAAAAGAGCAGUCCAUCAAAGAAGCGGUCAACUACAAGUUCAACGACAAAGACAUUGAAGAUAUAGUGAAAGAGAAGGACCGAUUCCGGAAAGCGCCGCCGAACUACGCCAUGAAGAAAACGCAACUUCUCAAAGAAAAGGCGAUGGCGGAGGAGAGCGGUGAUGGCGAUAAGGUGAAGAUGUUGCAGGAUCAGUUGAACGAGCUGGAGGAGAGAGCUGAAGCAUUAGACAGACAGAGAACUAAAAACAUUUCUGCCAUCAGUUAUAUCAACCAGAGGAACCGCAGCUGGAACAUCGUGGAGUCUGAGAAAGCCUUAGUGGCUGAAGGUCAAAACUCCAAAAACCAGCAGAUGGACCCUUUCACCAGACGCCAGUGCAAACCCACUAUGGUGUCCAACGCCAGAGACCCAUCAGUCCACGCUGCGAUUCUUGCCCAUCUUAAUCAGAAAUACGGUUCCGGUUCUGGCCAAGACAACGCGCAGCAGGUCAACAAACAGCAGGGUCCAGCGAACCAGAGGGAUAAAGACCUCACAAAAACCACCAGCGACCUCUCGGAGGACCUGUUCAAAGUUCAUGACUUCGAUGUCAAAAUCGACCUCCAGGUCCCCAGUGCUGAGACAAAGUCCUUGUCGGUGAGCUCCAACUCCUUGCCGGUGAAGGACGGAGCCCCUCGCCGCUCCCUCAACCUGGAGGACUACAAAAAGAGACGAGGCCUCAUCUGAUGCUCCUGUCUUCCAGCUUCCCCUCCAUCGAACUCCUGUGUGUGUUAGUCAUCUGCACCAGGGAGCUCGAUGCUGCCCCCCACCUUUGUCCCGUGUGUGUGUGUGUGUGUGUGUGUUGGGGAGGGGGGAGUUGAAGAGAAGUGUGAAUGUGAGCUUGUACACAUGUAAACCUUUUGUGUGUGUGUGUGUGUAAUAGAGAGAGAAUGAGCGAGUGUACAUGGUGACAGUGUGAGACAUCCAUCUGAUGCGAGACUGCAAACUACUUGUGCAGUUUUUGUGCACAAGUCUUCUGAAAAUGAAAUACGAAAAUCCCGUGGAAUGUGGCGGCUUUUCCCCCCUUCCCGCAUAGCCGUACUUUAUAGGAGAGAAAUCGUCCACUGGUUAAUUUAUACAUGAGUACCUGACGUUCUGUGUCUACUUUUUUUUUUUUUUUAAUGUUCAUUCAAGUCUUGACAAUGCUAUUUAAAUAAACCAUAAGUACUUGGAGGAUUUUUAUGAACCAUUUUUCUUCCUCCUGAAGAUUUUUAGUGCACGUGUGUGUGUACGCUUUUUUUUUUUCUCUCUUUUUAAUUUUUUUUUUUUUGUUUGGAUUAGGCUUCAGUCCUGGUGUCUUCUUGAGAACAAACAUGAGACCAAGAAUGACGUCACUUGUGUAAUGGACAAAAUCUCUUCACUUGUAUGAAAUACUUUUUUUUUUUUUUUUCCUCUUUGUACUUCAGCAAUCUUUGUUCCACUCAGAGCUGAUGUGUGACUAUUAUUGGUUAUUGAUGAUGUUUUCUGGUCAGUUCUCGUAUUCAUGUGGCAUGCUUUGUAAAUAAGAUUUGGCCAUUUGGGAUGAGUGCGGCAACAAUAAAGAAGCACUGUUUCGUA
Messenger RNA from Neoarius graeffei (lesser salmon catfish), 2992 nucleotides. It is a transcript of the gene rtf1, whose product is annotated as RTF1 homolog, Paf1/RNA polymerase II complex component. Gene Ontology annotation, cellular component: Cdc73/Paf1 complex. The coding region runs from base 80 to 2122 and encodes 680 amino acids. The record is from RefSeq and is a predicted model, not a curated record. NCBI's taxonomy places the organism in Eukaryota, Metazoa, Chordata, Actinopteri, Siluriformes, Ariidae. Gene Ontology annotation, molecular function: RNA polymerase II C-terminal domain phosphoserine binding; DNA binding. The transcript is spliced from 18 exons.